Molecule: messenger RNA, 970 nt
Organism: Zootoca vivipara (common lizard)
Lineage: Eukaryota; Metazoa; Chordata; Lepidosauria; Squamata; Lacertidae
Source: RefSeq, a predicted model, not a curated record
UCAAAGGCAGUUUUGUAUGCCAGUCGGGAGUCCAGUCCAAAUAUGGCUUGGCACUGCAGUACUAUAGGCCAAUUGGGGGGAUUAAUUAUCUCGCUCUUCGGCUGGGCCUCCUCUUGUGUUACAACUUUCAUACCUUUUUGGAAGAACCUCAACUUGGAAUUGAACGAAUUGGAGACCUGGAACACAGGACUUUGGCAUGCCUGCGUCAUUCAAGAUGAAAACAUAAUGGAGUGCAAAAGCUAUGGCUCUCUCUUAACCCUCCCUUUGGAGUUCAGAAUCUCUAGGAUUGUAAUGGUUCUCUCAAAUGGACUGGGAUUCCUUGCCCUCUCUAUUUCUAUUUUGGGGUUGAACUGUCUGAAGAUAAGGGAACAAAACCUUGGACUGAAAAAACGCCUCGGAAUCGCCGGAGGAAUUCUCUUCUGCAUUUCUGGAAUGGCAACCCUCGUGCCAGUCUCCUGGGUUGCCUACAACAUAGUGCGAGAAUUCUGGGAUGAAACUGUGCCAGAGAUUGUCCCAAGGUGGGAAUUUGGUGAAGCAUUAUUCUUGGGCUGGUUUGCUGGGUUUUUCCUCAUACUAGGUGGGUUUCUUCUGAUCUGCUCAGCUUGUUUCCUACAAACCCAAACAAAGUCCAAGCAGUUUGCUGUCCACCGUAAGCCAGAGGUGCGAAAGGACCCCAGGUUACAAAGUCAUCAUCAGUACUUGCCACCUAAAAAUGCAGACCUUGUAAUCUGAGCUGCCUACUAAAGUCUCUUUAAAGGUUUCAUGAGAACAAUUUGAGAUGGCCAGAAUGGCUUAUAACUGACUGGCUGGAAACUGGGUUAUUGUCUAGGAUCCUUCCAAGCAUUCUUUAUGGAGCACUUUUUGCCUGAAAAAUAUGCUUGGGAAAGCAAACAUUCUGUACUUACAUGUGUCAUACCAUGUUGUGCGGCAUUUUCAGUGGCAACAGGGAUACCCAUCUCAAUGACUGCAA